Messenger RNA from Balaenoptera acutorostrata (minke whale), 4364 nucleotides. RefSeq names its product 60S ribosome subunit biogenesis protein NIP7 homolog. Gene Ontology annotation, molecular function: RNA binding. Lineage: Eukaryota; Metazoa; Chordata; Mammalia; Artiodactyla; Balaenopteridae. Gene Ontology annotation, biological process: ribosome assembly; ribosomal large subunit biogenesis. Bases 2451 to 2993 code for a protein of 180 amino acids. The record is from RefSeq and is a predicted model, not a curated record. The transcript is spliced from 3 exons. Gene Ontology annotation, cellular component: nucleus; nucleolus; preribosome, large subunit precursor.
CUUCAGUAGGAAGACCAUCCUGGAAGCUGCUGUGUGGCCUUUAAGGAAAUAGUUGGACUAAGGUGGCUGGGAUACACAUACUUCACAAGGAUGUUGACCCAAAACAGACUACCAGAUCUUUCUCCAGCAAAGAUGGGUUUAUCCGGGAUCUGCAGAGAACUACAAUUCAGGAUCUGCCACCAUGGAGGAGGAAAAAUACACCUACUUUGAAGUAAGUCCGGAGCAUUCUGUCCUCUUAACCAAAGCCUGCCUUCCAUGGAAACAACUUACUAGAGCCUAACCUUCCUGGGGGCCGGGGAAACCCCAUCUCUAAUCCCCUCUAGCUUGCCUGUCUCAACUAUGGGGAAAGGAAACAGCUAAGAAACACUUGUGAAGGUCACAGCCCAGGAACACAAGCCCACUACAAGACAGAGAUUUAAUCACUGGGCUAUAGAACCCUUCCCCUCCCCCGACAUUUACUACCACAUCAAGUUGGCAUUUCUGGCCUACCUUGGCACAUACCAGCUGGGAGAAGCCUUUAGGUGGACAAUUGUGGUUCUUGCAGUAGAAUGCCAUCCAUCAGCUUAAAUUAGAACUGGUGGGACACCAAUAGCCUCCGCUAUGAUGCCUGAGCUGAAUGUCCUGACCCCUAAUGUUACCCCCAAAAUGGGUUUGCCUCUUGGUGGGUGUUGAGCCAAAAGAUACAAUCAAGCCAAAGAGCAGAAGGAAGGAUUCUUUUAUUUCCAACAAGUAAGAAGAACACCGGGGAUAUUUCCCAAUGCAAUGUCUCCCAAACCGCAAAAUUGGGGAAGUUUUAAGCUAAGGGCACAUUCAUAUUCCUGAAGGGCCCUGAGCAAAGAAGAAUUCAGCACAGACUAGGGGCCAAGGUUGGCAGAGUCCAGGCUCUAGUUGACUGAAGUCAGGAGGGUUAGGAAAGGUCAGCAUCAUCCUUACUUAGGUUCUAGUCAGCCUGGUGGUUGAGUGCUCAUUGGGGGUUUGGAUCCGCAAAACAGCUCAAAAAUGUGCUUAAGGCUGAUCUUUACUUUUGAAACAGAACUGGUAGUCUUUACAACUGAUAUAUUGUCUCCAAUAUGGUUAUCUUCUGGCCUGGUAAGAGCUGUUUUUUCUUUAAUUCCUUUGUUUCCUUAAAACCAUUAUCUACCGAGACCUAUUCUUCUGCAAAGACAAGCAUUGUGGACAGGCUUAGAUUACAAAAUGGCUUAGGUCUAAAAUGGCUUUUCUCAUGUUAAGAAAGCUAGGUCUGGUUCUUUUCCUCCGGGGACCCCCUAUCCUAUCUGCCUAUGGGUACACAAAAGAAACAAUAAAUGUGGCGUUUAAGGGAUUAGACUAAUUCUUGUCCCAGCACUGCCACUAGUUUGCUGUGGGACACAGGAUAGUUUAUUUCCCUUAUCAGUUAUCUUCCCAGCUGAUCCAGCUGAUUUAAGGGAGGUCAACAAAAUGCUGAUCUCACAGGGUGGUUUUGAGGAUGAGAUGAGAUGAGAAUUGUGGACAUCUGGUGGACUCUGCGGAGCCAUGUGAACAUGUGUGUAUAUCUGUGCACACACACGUGUUUUAUGUGCAGUAUUGUGACUCAUAAUAAGAAAUAUAUAUUUGGUCUUUAUCCUCCACAGAGCUUUUAAAAUCCUUGGAAUUUUCUUUGAUGAGAGCAAUAAACAUGUCUUUUGUUUUGUUAAUGAAGUGACUCUUGGAAAGCACCUAAGGCUGGGAGCUGGUUGCCAGGAGAAUCAACCAAGUGAUUAGAAGCUUGGAACUUUCAGUUGCAACCCCCUGACCUUCAGAGAGGGGAGAGGAGCUAGGGACUGGGUUUAAUCAUCAACGAUCAAUGGUUUAAUCAGUCAUACCUAUGUCAUGAUGGGGUUCAGAGAGCUUUCUGGUUUGUGAACAAGAAGACAUGUAGAGAGAGUAGCGUGCUCCAGAGGGCAUGGAAUCUCAGAGCCCCUUCCCCGUACCUCACCCUAUGCAUCUCUUCCAUCUGACUGUUCCUGAGUUAUAUCCUUUUGUCAUAAACUGGUAAUCAAGUAAGUAAACUGUUUGAGUUCUCUGAGCACCCUGGGAAAUUCAUCAAACCUAAGGAGAAGGUCCAUGAAACUUCUAAUCUACAGCCAGUUGGUCAGAAGGACAGGGGACAAUCUGGGCUUGCAACCAGAGUCUGACAUGGGGAGAGGGCAGUCUUGUGGGAUCUAACGCUAUCUGCAGGUAGAUGGUGUCAGAAUUGAAUUGAACUCUUGGACACCCAGCUAGUGUCAGAAAUUUGCUAGGUGGUGUUGGGAAAAAAUCCACACUGCAAAAUCGUAGCUGGUAAUCAGAAGUAGGAUCAGAGUCAGAAUUCUAGUGUGUGUGAUAAAAGAUUAGAAAUCUAUCUCUUUAUUGCUUCUAAAUAUAUGCACCUAGAUAUUAAUAUUUAACGGCUACUGAGGCAUGAGGAUCUGGCGUUCCAACCCAGUGGGAAAAUGAGGCCUCUGACUGAAGAGGAGACGCGUGUAAUGUUUGAGAAGAUAGCAAAAUACAUCUGGGAGAAUCUUCAGCUGCUGGUCGACAGGCCCGACGGCACCUACUGUUUCAGGAUGCACAACGACCAGGGGUACUACGUGAGUGAGAAGAUUUUGAAGUUGGCCGCCAAUAUCUCCGGUGACAAGCUGGUGUCGCAGGGGACGUGCUUUGGAAAAUUCACCAAGACCCACAAGUUUCGGUUGCACAUCACAGCUCUGGAUUACCUAGCACCCUAUGUCAAGUAUAAAGUGUGGAUAAAACCUGGAGCAGAGCAAUCCUUCCUGUAUGGGAACCAUGUGCUGAAAUCUGGACUUGGUCGAAUUGCUGAAAAUACUGCUCGGUACCAGGGAGUCGUGGUGUACUCCAUGGCAGGCAUCCCUUUAGGUUUUGGGAUGGCAGCAGAGUCUAUACAAGACUGCAGGAAAGUAGACCCCAUGGCGAUUGUGGUAUUUCAUCAAGCAGACGUUGGGGAAUAUGUGCGGCAUGAAGAGACAUUGACUUAAAACGAAAUCAUCGCGAGGACUUGUGGCUGUGUGAAAGGGCCUAGCUUUGUUUCCUGUGUCUGUGUAACCUCCACCAUCAUGUUGAAUUUUGUCAACACUGUGACCUCUUCAGGGACUUCUUAGUUUAAUAUUCUAUUAUGGACAAAUGCAGGCUGGAUUCUUAUUAUGCAGAAAUGGCUCAAAAACGGGGUUUCGGAUCUCUGUGAUUAUGACUAACUAGAAUACUGUGUUUUAUAUUUGAAUCAGAGGGCUUCUUGUUUUGAGUAACAGGUUCUAAAUUGUUGGAACUGAGGACAAGAAUAGCGUAUUAUUGUUAUCUGUGAUAACACUGUUUUCCAAACACAUGAUAAGAACGUAAUGAAUUCUCUUAAUUAUUUAUUAAUACUAUGAAAGAUAGAUAUUAUCAUCAGAAUAGUAGGUCGUGUCUGGGAUUUUACAAAUGAAAUUUGGAUAAAAUAGUAAGAGCAGUUUAUUCUGCCGAUUUUCUAUAUGGUAGGUGCUGUGUAGUGUGGAAAAAAAACUUGGAUUCAAACACCAGUUCUCACAUCUACCAGCUAUAUAACCUUAGAUGAGUCAUUACACUUUAAUAAGCUUCAUUUCCUUCUUCUGGUUCAAAAAACAGCUUAGCCGUCUUUCUAAGAAUAGUUUUUAGAAUUAGGAAUCAUGAUCGUAAAGCACCUAGCACAGUGCCUGGCAAACGAUAGUGUUGAAUAAAUGGUAAGAAUUAUUUUUGUAAUGUUUAUACUGAGUAUUUCUGUUACUAAGAGUAGGAUCCUAUGAAUAUACUUUGAUUAUACUAUCUUGGUUUUUACAAGUGGUUUUCUUGCUCUUUUUCUUGAAUGGUAUGAUCCCAGGCUGAGUGUUAUUUCUAUCACCUUGAUUUCUAAAACAAUUUCUCUUACAAAUCUUUUGUUUUUUUUAAUUAAGAAAAUUUUUUUAUUGAAGUAUAGUUGAUGUACAAUAUUGUGUUAGUUUCAGGUGUGCAGCAAAGUUAUUCAUUUAUACAUAUAUUCUUAUAAAUAUUAAAUUACCUGACUGGACUGGACAAAAAGCACUAAUCAGAGACCCUGAAAUAAUAAUUUAGCUCCUCCAUCCUUCUCCCAUGCCUUCCAAAAUUAUUUUUAGAAUUAUUAAAAUAUUUUUUAGUGAAAAACAUAUCACAGACAAAAAAAAUUUUAACUACCUGUAUUGUAAAGCAAUUUCUUUAGUGCAUAUACGGCUUACUUUAAAUUCCAAAGGUGACAUCUCUAAAAAUAAAGCAUUUUUCAAUUACAAAAUAUAUAUAUAUAUAUUUAAUGGCUAGAACACUGUGUUAAUUUCCUAUUGACAUUAAUCUGAUUGAUAAAGUUGUUUACAUUGUAAGAAUGUAUG